AUGGAGCAGUCAUUUUCCUCCGCUGGGAGCCUCGUGAUGGAAGUCACCAAUGUGUCCCCAACCCCACCUCGAGAAUUCAGACCCUUUGUAUCAGUGGGAAUUUCAGAAAUACAGGAGACAGUAGGAUCCGAACAUUUCCGCUAUAUCAAGUCCAAAUAUAACCCAGCAGAUGCUCUCACCAGAGUAAUUGCACCCAGUGACCUCAAAGGCUGGAUGUUAGGACCAUCGUUUCUCAGAUUGCCAGAGACCGAAUGGCCUCAAUUUCAAGAUGACGACCAAAUUUCCCGCCAAGAACGACAACACACCUUGAAAGAGAUGAAGACUGUAACGAAGCACCAACAAGUUGGCAAAAGACACAAAAUUACUGGAGAAACUCAUGCGGUCUACAUUCCCGAAGGAAAAGCAGACAACAAUAUCUUCUGCUGCCUAUUGCUGCGAUGCUCGACCUUCACAAAGAUCCGCAGAGUCCUUGCCUACCUACAUCGUUUCGUUAAAAUUAUGAGACACAGAGCUGUGCCCCAAGGCUCUCUGACAGUCCAGGAACUCAAGCGUUCAGAACUACAACUUUUGAAAUGGAGUCAACUCCACAUAGACUUGCAACGACUCGAUGAGAAGUUGAUCGCCAAAGCAGAUGACGAAGGCUUGAUCAGAGCUCAUGGCCGCCUUGAAAAUGCCAGGAUACUGCCGAAAGACAUGAGGGACCCAGUCGUGCUGCCAAGGGACCUUCCAAUAGCUAACCUGCUCUUACAUCCCCUACACCGGAAACGAGGACACUGUGGCUACAAGAGCCUCAUGCACGAAACAAGACGGACGUUUUGGAUUAUCGGGCUCAGGAAAAUGGCCAAAGCUGUAGUAAACAAGUGUGUUGUCUGCCAGAAACUACGCAAAAAGCCCCUCGAUUAG
Stylophora pistillata is the source of this 903-nucleotide messenger RNA. RefSeq lists its product as uncharacterized. The record is from RefSeq and is a predicted model, not a curated record. NCBI's taxonomy places the organism in Eukaryota, Metazoa, Cnidaria, Anthozoa, Scleractinia, Pocilloporidae.